GGGAGUGCAGGAUGGAGGCAGCCCAUUGGACCAGCCCCUCUCACAGCGCCGCGUCCGCCAAUGGGCAGCGGCCUGGGCGGGGCGUCGGCGCGCGGGGGCGCCUUGAGCAGCGGCUGCGUGGCCGCCCUCGUGGACCAGCCUUCGACGGCGUCUCGUGUGUGCAGGGCCUGCCGGAAGACGUCGGAGGUGCCGGAUCCUGUUCGUGGAGCCAUGUCUCGGCCGGAAGCCGGCGCCAACGCCUCCUCCUGGGUCGUUGCUUCUCGGCGGGGCGCGGCGCUGCUUCGGGCUCCGGAAAGGAGCCCGGAGAAGGAGCCGAGCCAAGGCGGUCGCGGAGGCCAGAAGGCCGGCGGAGGUGGCGGCUGGAGGGGCCACUCCGGCGUCCAGCAGCCCGUGGGCGCUGGUUUCCAGGAGCCGCCGCUCUCCUUCAGCCUGAAGAACAGCUGGGUGGGCGCGGUGAUCGGGCGUGGUGGGUCAAAAAUAAAAGAGAUCCAGAGCUCAACAUACACCAAAAUACAGAUAAUAAAAGGGUACCCUGAAGCGGAAGUAAGAAUUUUUGGCACCAAGGCAAUGCAGAGCAAAGCGAAAACAGUGAUAGAUAAUCUUGUUCAAGAACAAGAAGACUACAAAACGGAACCCAAAGUUGAUGUUGCUGUUGUCCAACCUUCGGAUGGAAAAGAUGCAAGGAAAGAUGUUUCAGGAAAUCAGAAAUUGGUUGAUUGGGAUAAGUGCCGAGAAAAUAUUUUGAAAUGGAGCAAAAAAAAGUGGGCAGGUUUACCUCCAAUUAAGAAAAACUUUUACGUGGAGUCAGAAACAACAAGUUCAAUGUCACAAGACCAAGCAGACAAUUGGAGGAGGGAAAAUUAUAAUAUAAUGUGUGAUGACUUGAAAGGUGGUGAGAAACGUCCUCUUCCCAACCCUAUUGGUAAUUUUGAGGAUGCAUUUCACUGUUAUCCUGAAGUUAUGAGAAACCUUCAAAAGGCAGGUUUUCAAAGGCCCACACCAAUUCAGUCACAGGCAUGGCCAAUCAUUCUACAAGGAGUAGAUCUUAUAGGAGUAGCUCAGACUGGAACGGGGAAGACAUUGACGUACUUAGUGCCUGGAUUUAUUCAUAUUGACUCACAACCUCUAGCCAGGAAUGGGCCGGGCAUGUUAAUCCUCACCCCGACUCGAGAACUAGCUCUGCAAGUGGAAGCCGAGUGCCGUAAAUAUUCAUAUAAAGGUCUUAAAAGUGUUUGUAUAUAUGGUGGUGGCGAUAGAGAUGGACAAAUAAAAGACUUAGCGAAAGGUGUCGAUAUCAUUAUUGCCACUCCCGGAAGACUCCACGAUCUACAAAUGAAUAACUUUGUGCACCUGAAGAGCGUAACUUACCUGGUAUUAGAUGAAGCUGACAAGAUGCUGGAUAUGGGAUUUGAACCCCAGAUAAUGAAGAUUUUAUUAGAUGUACGCCCAGACAGGCAGACAGUUAUGACAAGUGCAACGUGGCCAUGUGCUGUCCGUAGACUCGCACAAUCUUAUUUGAAAGAGCCCAUGAUUGUGUAUGUUGGUACUUUGGAUCUAGUUGCUGUAAGUACCGUGAAACAAAAUAUAAUUGUCACCACAGAAGACGAGAAACAAUCGCAUAUCCAAACUUUCAUCGAGAGCCUGUCUCCCAAAGACAAAGUCAUAAUAUUUGUCAGCCGGAAAGCUGUGGCUGAUCAUUUAGCAAGUGACCUGAGUAUCCGGCAUAUAUCAGUAGAGUCUCUGCAUGGCAACAGAGAACAGAGUGAUCGAGAGAGAGCACUAAAAAACUUUAGAACAGGGGAAGUGCGAAUACUGAUUGCUACCGAUUUAGCAUCUCGUGGUCUCGAUGUCCAUGAUGUCACACACGUCUAUAAUUACGAUUUUCCCCGGAACAUCGAAGAAUAUGUGCACAGAGUAGGGCGCACCGGGAGAGCAGGGAGGACCGGGGUAUGUGUUACCCUCAUCACUAGAAAUGAUUGGAAGAUUGCUGGUGAAUUAAUUAAUAUUCUGGAAAGAGCAAACCAGAAUUCAAGAUUUUUUUUGAGAUAUAUUUAUUUAAGAUACUGUGGAAGUAUUGGAAGCACGCUGGCAGUAUGAAGAGAUGACUGAGUCUUUAAUAGUGUUUAAAAUGUAGAAUUCAGUAUUUUAUAUUAAUAAGAUCAAAAGUAUUUAAACUUGAGUUGAACAUUUUUUAUUGGUAUUAAGGAAUGUAGCAUUAAAAUUUCACAUUUUGCUAUCUUUAUUUUAAAAAAAGAAAUAAACGUAAAUUUUGUCUCCUAUAAUGUUGCUGUAUUAAGGUCAAUCUUUAAAGGGUUUCAAGCUUGUUCAGAUGUUGUCAUAGCAGUGAAAAUGCUGUUAACACAAUAAAUUAUUUUCUGUGAUAAAAAGACAAGCUGAUCCGUCUUUCCCAAUAGCCCUUUAAUUUUGUGUUUACCACAUAGUGUUUUAUUUGCUGGUACUUUUCUUACUACUUUAUCUACUUUGAAAUGAAACAGUAAAAAGAUUUCAUGGGGCCAAACUAUGCAACAGCUGUUUGUUAAAUUUUAGCCUAGUGCUCGAGGAUCAAGUAAAUCCUGGGUAAAUUCAUUUCCCCGAAAGCUUUGACUAAUCAUGGCCCCUACUUUCCCUUAUAGUUCUGUGUAGUUUUCUGUUCCCUGCAUGAUAAUUACUUAUACCAUGUUAUCAUCUGUCGGAAGUUGAAUAGUAGUGAGGAAAUACGUUCAUCAUACAAGAACCACAAACACCCACCAAAAGGUGUAUGUAAUGAGAAUAAAUUUUUGUAAUAAGUUUCAUUAUGUGAAAAUGCAUUAAAAUUAGUGAAAUACUAACAUUAAUUUGGGCUACUGACAGGUUUUCAGCGAAGCUGGGCUAGGCUAACAGCUAGGAGCCCAUCUUUCCCUAAAAGUGCAGAAUGAAACGUAAAAAGAAUACACAGUGGGGACAAAAGACAGUCUCUUCAGUAAGUAGUGCUGGGAAAACUGGACAUCUGGUUAUAAAAGACCACGAUCAGAACACGCUGGGGAGUGUGGGGAGGGCAGCCCCGGGGCUGAGGGGCUCGGGAUGCAGCCAGGGGCUGCCGGGUCCCGUGGGCUGGUUGCUGCCGGUUCAAGGCCCGCCCCGCUGCUGCCCCGGCCCAUGGGCAUCACAUCUUUCAGCAAGAGGGUCCAGAAGAGCAUCUCGCAGAAGAAGGUCCAGCUGCACGUGGACAGGAGCCUCAGGUGAACGCUGUCCGACGUUACGGAGGACACUACAAACUGCAGAGCAGGCCAGGCUUCAGUAAGCCCCAGUGAGCAGAAACCAUCAGCCAAGGCUUCAGGCACAGACCUGCGAGUGAAAACGAGACCCUCCUUACUUUUCUACCCGGUGAAGAGCGACCACAGCGCACAAACCGGACCAGAAAUGAGGGGCGGCAAGCGGCUCCAGUGAGGCUGGAGCACGUCUUCAAUGGGUAAGUGCAGUGCUUAAUGCACAGUGAUGUCGGCUGCACUUAAGCCCGUGAAGGCUGUUCAGUUUUACUGUAAAUAAAAAGCUUGAUGAAUACGGUAAAUCUUUGAGGUCAGGAGGAUUACAUCCUCCUGAUGCAGCAUGUUUACAUGCAGACUUUUAAGCCAACUGCUGGACUAAAAAAAAAAAAAAAGGAAAGAAAAAGCAUGAUCAGAAAAAGAAUGAAAGGAAAACAAUGUAUGGCCUCAUCAGCGAAGCAUGAAGUCAGUUCUCCUGCAAAUGUGGGUGACAGCAAUCUUGGCAGUCACUGUGAUCCCACGCUGCCUCACGCGAGGGGUAGCCCUGCACCAGCAGCCUGCGGCUGGAGGCGGACCUGCGUGAGCAGACCCGUCUGCUGGGGACACAGACCCCCGCUUUGCUGCCAGCUUUGUCGCUUGUCAGCAAGUCCUUUUGACGCGGGUCCCUCGCCGGCCCUGUGCCUGGCACACAGUAGGCACUCAGGCGGCAUCUGCUGGCUGAUCGAGCUGUCACUACAGUGCCAGACUUGUCACAUCUGGUCCCCAGCUCCAGGCGCCGAGACCCCUGCCGUUUCUGUUGCUCAGCACACGUAGUAGAGGAAACCCGGAUGCACCAACAGGAGGUUUCAGGUCAGGCGAGGUUUGAGGCAGUCCAAUGCGCCCAGCCGUAUUGUGGAGGGUCCAGAACCACACAUGCAGAGCCCCUCCCGGGAGCCGCGGCCCCUGGUCCUCCCAUCCACGCUUCAUUCUGCGGGCAGAGUUACGUGUUACGACGUCAGCCGUUCUCCUGGGCCAGAAAUGCUUUGACAGAUGGAUGUACGUAGUGGUUUGGGGCUCAUGUUUUCAGAAGUACUAAUCCUUAAUUGAGAGCCACAAGAAAGCCGCCAAGGACCGUGUGGUUCCUGCCCCCGAGUCCAGCCCUGGGGUGGAAGUUCUGACCAGCCUUGACCUUCUGCACUGGGGGGUCGGCAACGAAGCACGGCUUUGAGCAACACAGGCCAGUACCAUCUGAUGCUCGUUCUUGUGAGCACCUUGCCUGUCUUUCAGGGGGAACGAUUGCUAACACAACUUUUUUAACUAUUAACAAUUACCUGAUUUUUUCUUUAUGUUCAAAAACUCAGAUCCGUAUAUCUAAUUCUAUCAGAACCAAAGUAUCCUUUGAAAAUAAAGCUUUAUAUCC
Messenger RNA from Aethalodelphis obliquidens (Pacific white-sided dolphin), 4641 nucleotides. RefSeq names its product DEAD-box helicase 43 (gene DDX43). Gene Ontology annotation, molecular function: RNA helicase activity; ATP binding; RNA binding. The record is from RefSeq and is a predicted model, not a curated record. Bases 61 to 2097 code for a protein of 678 amino acids. The transcript has 16 exons. Lineage: Eukaryota; Metazoa; Chordata; Mammalia; Artiodactyla; Delphinidae.